Molecule: messenger RNA, 3253 nt
Organism: Trachemys scripta elegans
Lineage: Eukaryota; Metazoa; Chordata; Testudines; Emydidae
Gene: ALDH6A1
Product: aldehyde dehydrogenase 6 family member A1
Exons: 12
Coding region: 97-1707 (536 amino acids)
Biological process (GO): thymine catabolic process; L-valine catabolic process
Cellular component (GO): mitochondrion
Molecular function (GO): methylmalonate-semialdehyde dehydrogenase (acylating, NAD+) activity; malonate-semialdehyde dehydrogenase (acetylating, [NAD(P)+]) activity
Source: RefSeq, a predicted model, not a curated record
GGUGUUGUCUAAGCGGCCAAUGGCAGUGCGGGGGUGGGCCCUGCGCUGUGAGGGUCUGGCAGUCUCCCCGCGGCUUAGGGACUCCCAGCGGGCAGGAUGGCGGCGCUGGCAGGUCGCGGGGCCCAAGCUGGGCAGCGGUUCCUAUGCAGGAUCCCUGCAAUAGUGAGUCCCACCUGGUAUUCUUCAUCCUUCUUCUCUUCUUUCUCAGUGCCAGCAACCAAAUUGUUCAUUGAUGGGAAGUUUGUUGAAUCCAAAACUACCGAAUGGAUCGAUAUCCACAACCCAGCCACAAACGAGGUGGUUGGUCGUGUCCCGAAGGCCACUCAGAGUGAGAUGGAGGCAGCUGUGACUUCAUGCAAAAAGGCUUUACGGAACUGGUCAGAGACAUCGGUUCUGAGCCGCCAGCAAAUCUUCCUGCGUUACCAGCAGCUCAUCAAGGACAACCUGAAAGAAGUUGCCAAACUCAUCACUUUGGAGCAAGGAAAGACCCUGGCUGAUGCUGAGGGAGACAUAUUCCGAGGCCUCCAGGUGGUUGAGCACGCCUGUAGCGUGACAUCCCUCAUGCUGGGAGAGACCCUGCCCUCCAUCACUAAGGAUAUGGACACUUACACCUUUCGUCUGCCUCUGGGAGUGUGUGCAGGGAUUGCACCAUUCAAUUUCCCAGCCAUGAUUCCUCUCUGGAUGUUCCCCAUGGCCAUGGUUUGUGGAAACACCUUCUUGAUGAAGCCAUCGGAGCGUGUGCCAGGAGCACUCAUGUUCCUUGCUAAGCUGUUACAGGAUGCUGGUGCCCCUGAUGGGACUCUGAACAUCAUCCAUGGGCAACAUGAAGCUGUGAAUUUUAUUUGUGACCAUCCGGAUAUCAAGGCAAUCAGCUUCGUGGGGUCCAAUCAGGCUGGAGAGUACAUCUAUGAAAGAGGAUCCCGGAAUGGCAAGAGAGUCCAAUCCAACAUGGGAGCCAAGAACCAUGGUGUGGUGAUGCCCGAUGCCAAUAAGGAGAACACCUUGAAUCAGCUUGUUGGAGCUGCUUUUGGAGCAGCUGGCCAACGCUGCAUGGCCCUGUCUACAGCCGUAUUAGUGGGAGAGGCAAAGAAAUGGCUGCCAGAGCUGGUGGAGAGAGCCAAGAACCUGCGAGUUAAUGCAGGAGACCAACCAGGAGCAGAUCUGGGGCCCUUAAUCACCCCCCAAGCUAAGGAGCGGGUCUGCCACCUGAUUGAGAGUGGAGUGAAGGAAGGAGCUGCCCUCCUCCUGGAUGGACGAGACAUCAAAGUGAAGGGUUAUGAGAAAGGCAACUUUGUUGGACCAACCAUCCUUGCUAAAGUCCAGCCAAGCAUGACCUGCUAUAAGGAGGAAAUCUUUGGGCCAGUUCUAGUAGUUCUGGAAGCAGACACUCUUGAUGAAGCAAUUGAGAUAGUGAACAGAAAUCCCUAUGGAAAUGGAACUGCAAUCUUCACCACCAAUGGCGCCACCGCUAGGAAAUACUCCCACUUGGUGGACGUGGGGCAGGUGGGUGUAAAUGUUCCAAUACCAGUGCCUCUGCCCAUGUUCUCCUUCACUGGCUCUCGUGCUUCUUUCAGAGGAGACACCAAUUUCUAUGGCAAACAGGGGGUGCAGUUCUAUACACAGCUGAAGACCAUCAUCUCUCAAUGGAAAGAGGAAGAUGCCACAGUUACCAAGCCUGCUGUAGUUAUGCCAACCAUGGGAAACUAACCAGCUUUUACAGGGGUACCAUCCAUGGUGCCCUUCACCUUCUGUGCUUCAGACUUCUUCCAGCUGUGUCCUGAUUGCUUCUAUUCCCUAUUUCCCUGGGAGUAGAAAGCCCUGUUCUCCCUAAGAUCUCUAUUUCCAAACAAAUCAGGGAGGCUCCUCAUGUAACGCCCAAACUAAGUUUUCUGUUGCUCUCAACAAUUUUCAGCUAAUUGAGUUCAGUUUCUCCCCAGAAGAAACACUCUCCUUUAGUGACAGGUCAGAUGACAAGCCUGGGCACAAAUUCUUUUUUUUUUUUUUUCCCCCCCCUGCUCCCCAACCCUUCAAACUGAACUUGCACAGGCUCCAUUUUCCACUGUAUCUGACUUUAGUCCCACUGACUCGGUGCUGCAGCUUUCUCCACAUCCCUCUUUGGUCCAAUAUUCUGAUUCCACCUCAUUCUGAGAAACUCUCCCUGUUGCAAAGAAGUGGCUUUUCCAUUUUGGGCAGGUAGCAAGUUUGAGAGUGUCUCUGAAGUUCUGGAGAGUUUAACCCCAUACCCACUGAACAGUUUUUGAAGGGCCUGACGCUUGGGAACUGACUGCUUUAAGAGUUUUACAGGGAGGUUUACGGGGGUGCUUGACUGAGUAUCAAGGAGAUUCCUGAGAGUGUAGAGUGAGUCCUACCCUACCUCGCUCUGGUUGGAAACUUUGAUCCCCAUCAUGUAUGUAUCCUGCCAACUCCUGUUAGUUCUCAGCUCUGACUGUUAGCUGAAACCUCUUGCAGGGUGAUGCUUACUAUGGUAGCAGCAGUGUGCCUACGUGCUCUGUGACCAUGGAAGCAGAAGCACAACCAUGUGUAUGUCCACUCCUGGCUGGUGGUGUUCAAGCCCUGUGAGACGGGGUGGAAUUGGCAGGAAGGAGGCAUUUCCUUCCUCCAAAGGCAACCAAUCUCAAUCUUUUAGUUUCUCUUCCUGAUUGUCAUAUGUCUAUGCUGCUACUGCCCUCUACUUGAUUCACUGUCACACCUGUUCAAGUGUGUGUGCAUCUUUUAGUGACUGCAGGCCCUAAUACUAGUGACAGGUAAGGAGGUUCUGUUAGCCUAUGUGAUAAAGGUCUUUGUAGCUGGAGAUCUGGGGUUCUAUCCCCUGGGUGGGUGGGAAGGAUUGGGUUUGAGCUGGUGACUCAUGAUGCAGCCAUGGAAUAGUUAAGGAAAGGUCCUGGGAUGGGGUAAGAUUAAGGGGACAUUGUUAGCUUCACUUGGACUCUGCUAUAAGUGGCAGGGACUUGCAUAAAGUUGCUUCUUGCACCCAAGGAAAAUCAUGCUAUUUAACGGAUUCUAAUCAUGAUUCGUUGGUCUGAUUGAACAAACUGAAUGUGAACACUUUGUAUCCUGCCUUCUGGUAAAGAUGCCUUUUGUAACUGACAGCUGCCUGACUUUAAUACAACUGCUGAGGUGCCACUAAUAUUUGUGUAUUUUCUCUCUGGUUCCAUUAUAUCAUAGAGGGGAAAUGCUCAUAUUUCUGCAAUUUGAUUAUGGAUAAAAAUUGCUAAUGCAUUUCUUCAAUUAA